CUAUGUAAAUUUUUUAUUUGCUGUUUUUUCCGUUCUUUUUUACUUUUUUAAUUCAUCCACCAAUAAUUACAAUUUUAGGCUGCAUCGGCCUUACAUUAGUUGCAGUAUACAAUUUCGCCUACGGGCUAAAAACUGACCGUAAAAAGUAUUGUUUAAAAGGCAUUAAUAUUACCAUAAACCGUUAUGUUGGAAAGAAAAAUGGAUACCGUUAUUUUAAGCACUCCUCGAUUUGAUUUAAUGACACCAGUUCGUGAAGAAGACUUUGAUCAAAUCACAAAAAUAAAGUCAAAUCCUCUGGUUUCGAGCACACAGCUGUAUGGAACAAUAACUUCACGCGGUAAAUGCCGGUCCAUGUUCCAUCACUAUAUUGAUGAUGCCUACAGCAAACGCAGAAAGCGAUGGGUUUUUGGAAUUUAUACGACGGAGCGAUUCCAAAAGUUUACAGGUAUACAAACUUACAUCGGCAAUGUAGGAUUGGAAAGGGAUAGUCCUGCAUCAACUAGAGGUUCCUUGUUUUUUGAGGUAGAUCCAGAGUUUUGGGGACUAGGAAUUGCUAGCGAAUGCUUGGCAAGAGUUAUUGCCUUUGCUUGGGAAAAAGAGUUUAGCUAUCUAAUGGUAGAUCCCAUGGUAGGAAACGAAGCCAGUAUACGAGUUGCAAAACAUAACGGUUUUCGCGACACCGGACGAAAGAUCGUUGCUUAUAAUGGCGUCUUGCAACAUUUAUUUGAGUUAAAAGCACCAAAAUAGAUCAAGAAAGUUCUUUUAAAAAAAAAGGAAGUGCUAAUCCAAUUCAGUUUCAAUUGAGCCAUCAUCUGUCACUAUUUCCGAAGACACUAAACCAUUUGCAUCCCUUCUCACCGGCUCGAUUGUAGUACCAAAUUCAGUUUCCCCCGGUCGGCGUAAAACAAAUGUUUCGUCAAGCCAGUCUAUAACACUAGCAUAGCUCUCAGAGGGAACUUGCAUGCGUUCUCUCUUGGUUGUCAUUUUGCCCAUCAUAGUCAUCAAGUGAUGUUCAAAUAAUUGAAAAUUGAGCGAGUAGCCUGUAGCAUAAGCAACGAACUUUUCAACACAUCCCCAAGGAGUAGAAGUGUACCCGGCAAACAACGCAGGGUUUUCCAUGAGUCCACGAGCAGACAUAACACCGUCUGUGUUUGUGUAUUCUGCAAUUUUGAGACCCGUGUCGAGGUCAUUCACAUCGCCAUUUGCAACAACUGGUAUUGAGACGCAAGGACGGACACUACGAAUAGCUUCCAAAUCCACUGGAAAUGAGGAUCUGUCCGCACGACGUCUUCCGUGGACCGUAAUAAAGUCGGCUCCUGCACGCUCAGCUGUCUGCAUCAGCUGUCGAGUUUUUUCGAGAUCAUUGUCAAGACGAAUUUUAACCUCAACACAAAAAGUCUCUCCCAAGGCAGACUUGACGGAACGAACUAAUUCAUGCACUUUCUGAGGCUGUUUCAACAACGCAGAACCUAUACCCUCUUGGAUAGCCCAAGGUUGUGGACACCCACAAUUUAUACCAAUUGCAUCAGUAUACGGAGCAACGAUUUCAGAAGCUUGUGCCAAAAUUACAGGGUCUUCAACUCCAAACUGAACCACAAGGGACCGGUCCUUUUCAUUCGUGGAAAAAUCAAAGUAUCUGCCUUCUGGAUGCAGAAACUCUUUUGCAAGUAUCAUAGGUGUGUAAACGAUAUCCGCAUUAUAGUCACGAACCAAUUGGCGAAACGGAAGCUUUGAGUAGCGGACCAUAGGCGCUGCUAUGAAUACUGGUCGUUCAUUCUUGUGUAAUUCAAAAAUUUUGACUGGAUUAUACUUUUCUUCACGCAUCCCAAAAAAACCCAAAAACCGGACAGAUUUAAUAAAAGUAUAUACAAAAAACCACAAAUCGUCAAAGAAAAGUACUCCAGUAAGUGACAACUACCCUUCCUUUGGUCCAAUCGCCGAUAUCACAAACAGUCAACGUCUGUGGUACGGUGGAUGAAAAACACAGAGGAGAUGAAGAACAGGAUGUGAAAGAGUAGUUAGUAGCUAUAAGUUUAUAGAUUUCAAAAGAGGGGCGUAAAUUCACCGUAGUGAGACGAAAAAAACAUUUUGGAUGAGAAUUGUUUUCCGGUUAUUUUCGAAAUAUCAUGAACCUGAUUUUAGAACAACAGCUCGUGGACUAACAGAGCUUUUGGAAAGGUAGUAAUAGAAGAGCAGACAUGUUUUGUGUUUACCGAAACAGGCUGGCAUUUUUAAAAAAGGGCUGCUCCAGCGCUUCUUCUGGUGUCAAUCGUUUUUCAGGAUUGAGUUCAAGACAACGAUCCAAGAGAAGAACCAAAUCAUUUUGAAUUACACCUUCCUGUGGUGUCGAUGUUGGAGUUUCGCGGACCCUAGAUUUCAAAUCAUUCGUGGGUUUCACAAAAUUCAUGGGUUUUCGUAUUUCCCUUCCUGUUAUAGGAUCAAUCUCUACGCUGAUAAAAUUGUAAUGCUCGUCAAAGUGAUCGUUAGUAAAUUGACCACGUUUCAGCACUUUAUGACUAAAGUGUCCUUUACAUUCCAUCAUCUGUUUUAGCAUCUGGUUGUUAGAACGACCGGCAAACAAAAUAUGACCCGUAUAUAGUUCAAAAAUAGAACAUGCAACACUCCAUAUGUCUAUUGGAAAUGAAUAAGGAAUUCCAAG
Molecule: messenger RNA, 2659 nt
Organism: Schizosaccharomyces japonicus yFS275
Lineage: Eukaryota; Fungi; Ascomycota; Schizosaccharomycetes; Schizosaccharomycetales; Schizosaccharomycetaceae
Product: N-acetyltransferase
Exons: 1
Coding region: 184-747 (187 amino acids)
Molecular function (GO): acetyltransferase activity; transferase activity; acyltransferase activity, transferring groups other than amino-acyl groups
Source: RefSeq, a predicted model, not a curated record